AUGUCUAUCCUCACAGAAGGAGAAGCACACUCAUCUGCUGAUGGCCCUGGGAUUCUUCCUCGAAGAAAAGGGAUGGGGAGCCUGGUGGUGGAGAGGGCGGAGUCGCUGCGCGUCGGCGGCGUGGCGCUGAACCUCCACGCCAACGGGUGGCGCGCCCUCGAGGAGCUCGGCGUCGCCGACGACCUCAGGCGCACCGCCACCCUCAUCACCUCGUCUCGCAUCGUGCGACGGCGACACAACCAGACCAGCGUGUCGUCUGCCAGGAAGGAGAACCGGUGCCUGAGAAGGAAGGACGUGGUGGAGGCACUGGCGAAGAACGUGACUGCCGGGACGAUCCGCUACGGCUGCCAAGUCGUGGCCAUCCACCAGGAUCCCGCCACCAACGGCGCCCUUCUCACCACUGCCGAUGGCAAAACCAUCAAGGCCAAGGUGGUGGUUGGUUGUGAUGGGUGGAACUCGGUGGUGGUCAGGCACGUGGGGCUCGCCGCGCCGUCGCAGUACGCUCGGUUCAUCGUCCUCGGCUUCGCCAGCUACCCGGAGGGCCACCCGUUCGGUCCGGAGUUCAUGCAGGUGAUCAGGGACGACUUCACCGUCGGGGUGGUGCCCGUCGACGGCAAUCUUGUUCAUUUCUUCGCGAGCAGGGCUGCCAGGGGGGACACGUGCGCCGGCGCCGGCGCCGACGACGUGAAGAGCGAGGAGGCCGCGGCGAGGGCGUACGUGCUGGAGAAGGUGGAGGAGUUCCCGGCCGGCGGCGAGGUGGCCGAGAUGGUGUCGCGGCGGCGGUUCGACCCGGCGACGAGCUGGACGCUCACCAAGGUGUGGUACCGGCCGCCGUGGCAGGUGGCGCUCGGCAGGUUCCGGCGCGGCGCGGUGACCGUGGCCGGCGACGCGAUGCACGCCAUGGGCCCGUUCAUCGGCCAGGGCGGCGCCGCGGCGCUGGAGGACGCCGUCGUGCUCGCCCGCUCGCUGUCGUCGCGGGCCGCGUGGCUCGGCGGUGGCGACCACAAGCAGCAGCCGCACGACGACGACGACGACGACGUGGGCGCGGCGAUAGAUGGGUACGUCGCGGAGAGGCGGCUGAGGCUGACGAAGCUGUCCCUGCACAGCUUCGCCAUCGGGACGUUGCUGACGACGAGGUCGCUCGUGGUGAAGCUCCUGUGCGUCGCCGUCCAGGCGCUCCUCGGCGGCGACUCGCGCCCGGAUGAGAACUACGACUGCGGCCGCCUCUAGGAUCUACCGGUUAAUUGCUCACAUAAAACACACACACACGAGAAGAAAUGUACACACUAGCAUCUAUAAACACAUUGUUUAGCCAUCAUCUACUGCUUAAUUAAAACGUCGUUCAUCCACAUUUGUCAUGUAAAACAUAGCUUCAAAUAAAUAUUAAAAAAAUCAAGUGACUUCUUUG
Messenger RNA from Oryza brachyantha (malo sina), 1408 nucleotides. Its product is annotated as monooxygenase 1-like. The record is from RefSeq and is a predicted model, not a curated record. Lineage: Eukaryota; Viridiplantae; Streptophyta; Magnoliopsida; Poales; Poaceae. The transcript has 5 exons. The coding region runs from base 1 to 1230 and encodes 409 amino acids. Gene Ontology annotation, molecular function: FAD binding.